This is a messenger RNA of Phragmites australis (common reed), 878 nucleotides long. RefSeq lists its product as uncharacterized. The record is from RefSeq and is a predicted model, not a curated record. Lineage: Eukaryota; Viridiplantae; Streptophyta; Magnoliopsida; Poales; Poaceae. Bases 151 to 483 code for a protein of 110 amino acids. The transcript has 2 exons.
AGUCGCAGCUACUGAGCUUCAAAUCUUCCAAGACAGGGCAUGCAGAACAGAGAAGCCGGUGAAAUGGCUAUCCAAAUCGACACGGCAAAGUCGCAGAGUUUUAAGACGACGAAAACUUGAGGCCGCCACGGGAGGCAACUUGAAGCGGCCAUGAUCAGAGAAGUUCAGUAUCCGAAUCUGGAGCGCGCCAGGGCAGUACUUAAUGCCACGGCGAAUCCAUCGAUCCACAUGACGCCGGUUAUACAGGUCGCCAGGGCUGGUGCUAGCGGAAAUCCCAAAGUCCCGAUCGUCGAUGAUGACGCGGGGCGCCGAGCGCCAGAGGCCCCUCCACCGCCGCGACAGCAGGCACGUCCGCACGAACUGCGGGGCCGGGAGGAAGGACAAGACGGCGUGGAGGAGCCCGUCCGGCAGCGCGCUCAACCGGUCCACGUCGGCGGCGGCGGCCGGGCCACAUCCACAGGCGCGCUUCGCCUUCGGCUCUGAGCGCGGCAUCUCCACUUCCUCGGCUAGCGCGUGAUUAUUAUCACGGGGCAGUCAAGGAUCUCGAGCUCUGGAUCCCUAAUUCCCCGUGGCCACGCGCGCGCCGCCGUGGCAACCUCACAGGUGGUCGGAAUCCCCGAGAAGGACUGGAAGAUGAGACCUGAGCACCGCGACGGCGCAGACACAGAAGGCCGGUCGACCGUCGACCCGGUGGGGUGGGGGCGGGCGGGCAGGCUUUCUUUAACUCGGGCUCUGGGCUUUGGAGAUGGGCCGACGAAGAAGAUUUAUUGUAAUUCUUUACCCUUAUAAUUGAAUUACAACUGUAUUUUCUUGUACACAAGAAACCCUGGAAUUUUUCUCCACCCAAAGUUAGUGUUUGGGUAAUAUGUUGCCAGUCC